Haliotis rubra (blacklip abalone) is the source of this 637-nucleotide messenger RNA. RefSeq names its product actin-related protein 2/3 complex subunit 4. Gene Ontology annotation, molecular function: actin filament binding. Bases 76 to 582 code for a protein of 168 amino acids. Gene Ontology annotation, biological process: actin filament polymerization; Arp2/3 complex-mediated actin nucleation. Gene Ontology annotation, cellular component: actin cytoskeleton; Arp2/3 protein complex. The transcript has 5 exons. NCBI's taxonomy places the organism in Eukaryota, Metazoa, Mollusca, Gastropoda, Lepetellida, Haliotidae. The record is from RefSeq and is a predicted model, not a curated record.
GGGGAGAUAACUCUAUUCUAAUAGAGGGCGCUCUGUCACCGGCAGGUCGCAUACUUCCGGUUUGUUCAGUGGACUAUGGCAGCAACAUUGAAGCCAUAUCUUACAGCGGUCAAGCAUACGCUGACCGCUGCCAUGUGCCUGCAGAACUUUGAUUCACAAAUAGUGGAACGACAUAAUAAACCUGAGGUUGAAGUAAAAAGCAGUGAAGAGUUGCUCUUAGUACCUGUAAUUAUUAGCAGGAAUGAAAGGGAACGAGUUUUAAUAGAGGGGUCCAUUAACUCACUACGAGUUAGUAUAGCAGUGAAACAGGCUGAUGAAAUUGAGAAAAUCUUGUGUCACAAGUUCAUGAGGUUUAUGAUGAUGAGAGCAGAAAACUUUAUAAUCCUCAGGAGAAAACCAGUAGAAGGCUACGACAUCAGCUUUCUCAUCACCAACUUCCACGCAGAGCAGAUGUACAAACACAAGUUGGUGGACUUCAUCAUCCACUUCAUGGAGGAAAUAGACAAAGAAAUUAAUGAAAUGAAGCUAGCUGUUAACUCAAGGGCACGACUAAGUGCGGAAGAGUUCUUGAAACGGUUUUAGGCAUCACAACUCCACAGCGUGCUGGUAAAAUGUCCAUGUAAGUCCUGCACUGUGU